Phalacrocorax carbo (great cormorant) is the source of this 2956-nucleotide messenger RNA. NCBI's taxonomy places the organism in Eukaryota, Metazoa, Chordata, Aves, Suliformes, Phalacrocoracidae. The record is from RefSeq and is a predicted model, not a curated record.
GCCUCCCGUGGUGCCCCGCGCGCACCGGAGCGCGCCAAAACUACCCUUCCCGUGACGCCACGCGCGGCAUGGAGAGGCGCGUGGCGGAGCGGGUGCGCGGCGCCUUGGUCCCCUUCGGCUUCGAGGUGCAUGCCUUUAAGGUUGGAUGGUACAAUGCUGUUCUCCAGCCAGCCUUUCAUCUCCCCUACCCAGAUGACACGCUGGCCUUCGUGGUCCUCAGCACGCCUUCAAUGUUUGACAAAGCCCUUAAACCUUUUGUGAACAAAGAACGUUUAAAAAUAAUCAGGGAUCCCGUGGAUCAGUGUGUUUCUCAUCAUUUGUCACGUGUGAAGGAGAAAUUCCCUGACCAGAAGGUGGAUGUCAUCUUUGAUUAUGAGAUCCUGCCAAGCCGAAAGCCCAAGUUCUUGGCACAGACAGCUGCCCAUGUUGCUGGAGCCGCAUAUUACUACCAAAGAAAGGAUGUGAAGCUCGAUCCUUGGGGUAAAAAGAAAAUCUAUGGCGUAUGUAUCCAUCCCAAGUAUGGCGGUUGGUUUGCUAUCCGGGGUCUCCUCCUGUUCCCCAAUAUUCAGGUACCGUUCCUGGAACAGUCUGCCCCUGUUGACUGUGUGAGCACAGAGGAAAAAAGAAUUGAGUUGCUGGAGCAAUUCAAUUUCCACUGGCAGAAUGGCCGCUACAGGGACAUAAUUGAGGUGAAGGAAAGGUACUCGGAGGAGCAAAAAGCCUACUUUGCCACUCCUCCAGCAGAGAGAUUCAGACUGCUAGGGCUGACCCAAGGACUCCAGAGGAGCACAUUUCACUGAGUAACGUGGCUGUGUGGAGGGGCAGAAGGCAAGCAAGCUGUAACUCAUCAGCACGUUCUUUUCCACGGUGCUGAGGAGGAUGGUGUGCUGAUACAGAGAUGGCAAAUCCAAGCAGCAUGUGCAGCAUCUCAAUCAAACACCAGCGUCUCAGGGUACGAGGGAGCACUGCAUCAUAGCAUUGUGGUCUGGAGGGAGGCAGGAGCAGUCCGUUCUGUGCUGUUGCUGAUUCGCUGUGUCUUUUUGGGAGCCUGCUAAGAUGCCAGUUAGCCUUUGGUUGGGAAAAGUUCAGACACCCUGGCAACUGGAAAAUCCAUGAUGCUCAUUAGAGAAGUAAUUUUUGUUCAAGAAUCUUUCCAAAUAUUUUGGGUUUAUUCUGCGUAAGAGUAAAAAAGUUAAUUUUCAGUCAUUGUACUCUGACAUUUCUUUUUUUCAUCUGAACUCAGUGCAGAUACUUUUUUAGAUGUAUCCAGCAUUUUAUUACUCUGUGUCAUAACCCUCCUUAGGGAAUAAAUCUUCAGUCUUUUCAGUCUUGCCUUCCUCAAAAAGAAAUUUUGUCCUGUAUUCCCUCACUUGCAGUGAAGCUGGCUUAAUUUAAUUAAGAAAUCUUUUUAUGUCUCCUUUCCUUAACAUCCAAAAGAAAAUUCUCCAGAGAUUAUUUCUUUGAGUAGUGUGAUCCUGCACAUGGAGCAGGAGUGAGCAAACAGCCAACAGCAGCCGCCUCCUUUGGGGUAGUUACGAAAGGGAAGGGGACACUACAGAGGUCACAGCUUGAGUCUGAUGCGUUUCCUCUUCGCCCAGGGUCAGCCUUGCAGGACAAGCUGGUGUCUUUAGGUCAGUUUUAAGCACGUACCCACUGCAUAGAGCAGCUGACUAAAGUCUUCGGAAAGAUGCUGAAUGAUGUCUAUGCAAGUGGAGUUUUUACUCCUAUUAAGAUAACUGACUGAAAAAGCUAACUCUUGUGGCCUUUGUCUACGGUAAACGAGGUUUGAAUUUAAAAUAUUUUUCAGUGCCAUGCCAGCACACACCCCACACACCGCAGUUUUAAUACCAUAGUUUUCUUUUGUACUUUACGCAUGGGGAGAUCGUAAACCUGCAUGUACAUAAAAACCAUUGCGUGAAGCAUUGUCACAUGCACAGGCAACCAAGCAGAGAAAAAGAGAGAGAAAAUACUAGUUAUGUUAAUGUUACUUAUAUUACUGGAUAAAACAUCUUCAGACAGAAACUUAUCACUUUUCAAUUUUUCUGAUUACUUUGUCCUGUUAGGUUUGUUCAGAGGUUACAAUGGCACCGGGGAUCAGGAAUUAAUUUAUCUUAGAGGACUUUGAGGCUCAGGCCUCGUAAAAAUAAUAUAAUACAAUAAUAUUUUGUGGGAGAUUUUUACUUGACUGCAGUGCAAUGCUGCAAAUCACUGAGCACUUUUUCCCUUUACUUGAUAUCAACGUGGUGAUGCAAAAAUAUUCACUUGGCAGAACUGAGCCCUUUCUUUUUAUUUUACUUUGUGAUUCUUCAUACCUUUUGGAGACCCAAACACUAAGGUUGCCCUCACAAUAAUUCACUGCUUGGUACAAUUUUUCAUAGUCUAUAUACUAAGCAUAACCAAAAUUCAGCACAACAACUUUGCUCUCCUGUGAACAGGGUCGUGAGCAUGUGAUUGCUGGGUUUGUUCAGUGUAUUUGCUCUUACAAAACAGUCUUUGUUGCUUUCCGUGCUUUGUUCACCACAUCUCACUAAGGCAGACACCUUGCUUGCUGUGUGGUAGUGGUAUUGUGAUUUUUAAUUUAAGCAAAAUAAUGAAAUUUGCUUAAAUUCUGUUCUUUUCUUAUAGAAUUACCUCUGGUUGAAAUGUUGGUUGAAGUUCCAGAACUUUCCAAUUGAACUGUAAUUUAACAGGGAUUUGAGUUAACAGUUCAUAUUAGUAACAUUUAAAAAACACUAAUUCUCUUAGAAGGAUAAAUACAGAAUGGAAUUGGAUUUAUCUUUUUACAUUACAAUUCAAAGUAAAAUAUUUUGCUAUUUUGGGGUUGUUUUCUUACAAAUAUUUAACAUUUUGUCUUCACUUAUUAAUCAGAUUACCAUAGCCAUUUCAUUUCAAUUUUUGUAAUUUAUUUCUCUUCACAUUAUAUUUUGAUUAAUAAAAUAUAUAAAGUUGUAAGUAA